AAUUUCUGUGGCCAAUUUGCAUAAAAAUUCAUUCAAACUAUCUAGUCCUUAAAAGCUGAGGAUACACAUAAUAUAUCCAAUUAUUAUGUCUUUAUCAAAUGGUUCUACUACAAAACAUGAAGAAUAUCAAUAUUUGAACUUGGUAAAACAAAUUAUCGAAACAGGUAGCAAAAGAGGUGAUAGAACAGGUGUUGGAACCUUAUCUAUAUUCGGGGCUAUGCAGAGAUACUCUUUAAGGGAUAACAUUUUACCAUUAUUGACCACAAAGAGAGUUUUUACUAGAGGCGUAAUAGAAGAGCUACUUUGGAUAAUAUCUGGUUCUACAGAUAGCAAAGCCCUUGCUGGUAAAAAUGUACAUAUUUGGGAUGCUAAUGGAUCUAGAGCGUUUUUAGACAACCUAGGUUUUACUGAAAGAUCAGAAGGGGAUCUUGGUCCAGUUUAUGGUUUUCAAUGGAGACACUGUGGUGCAGAAUAUAAAGAUGAAAAAACUAAUUACGCGGGACAAGGAAUUGAUCAAUUACAGAAUGUUAUAAAUACUAUAAAAAAUAACCCAGAUGACCGAAGGAUACUUAUGUGUGCAUGGAAUCCACCAGAUUUACCAAAAAUGGCUUUGCCACCGUGCCACUGUCUCGUGCAGUUCUAUGUAUCUAAUGGGGAGCUCUCCUGUCUUAUGUAUCAAAGAAGUGCAGAUAUGGGUUUAGGUGUACCAUUUAAUAUAGCAAGUUACUCUCUGCUGACACAUAUGAUUGCACAUAUAACUAAUUUAAAGCCUGGUGAGUUUAUCCACACGACAGGUGACACUCAUGUUUAUUUGAACCAUGUAGAACCACUGAAACAACAGAUGGAAAGGGAACCUCGGCCUUUCCCAACAUUGAAGUUUGAACGUGAAAUAAAAUCAAUUGAUGACUUUAAAUUUGAGGAUUUCAUAAUUGAAAAUUAUAAACCUCAUCCAAAAAUCGAUAUGGAAAUGGCUGUAUAAGGCUUCAAGUACUGAUAAGGUUUAUCUACACAACAUUUGGCUGAAAACUGUAAAAGUGGUAUACUUAGGUUGGGUUGCACCAGAGGCGUGGUUAAAGUUAUGGUUAUAGUU
Aricia agestis (brown argus) is the source of this 1090-nucleotide messenger RNA. It is a transcript of the gene Tyms, whose product is annotated as thymidylate synthase. Gene Ontology annotation, biological process: dTMP biosynthetic process. NCBI's taxonomy places the organism in Eukaryota, Metazoa, Arthropoda, Insecta, Lepidoptera, Lycaenidae. The transcript has 5 exons. Gene Ontology annotation, cellular component: cytosol; mitochondrion. Bases 86 to 979 code for a protein of 297 amino acids. Gene Ontology annotation, molecular function: thymidylate synthase activity. The record is from RefSeq and is a predicted model, not a curated record.